CAUCGUCUCCCGCAGCCGCGCAGAGGAAAAAAAAAAAGUAACAAAACACAAACAUGGCGGCCACUUGUACUGGCAGCAACAGAUAGGGCUGCGGCGGUCAAGUGCACACAGAAAGUUUGUAGGUAGCUGCAUGUCGCGGAGUCGAUGUAAGCGGCGAGGCGGGCGCACUUCUGCGGAGCUCUCGGAUGCCUUCAUGCCAGCGCUCUUCCUGGAUGCUUGAAGACAGCUGGUCCACCAGCCAUGAUAGAAGACAAAGCCCCCCGAGUCACAGACUAUUUUGUUGUGGCUGGACUCACGGACACAUCUACUCCCCUAGACCAGGAGAUCAGCCUCUCCGAAACAAAGUCCACUGGUCCCAAAGCACCUAUUACAGAUCUAGCAGUUAUCAUCAAAUCUGCAGGUGAAACCGUCCCAGAAGGAUUUACUUGUAUUGAAACAACCUACACAGGACAGCCAGCAAACCUGAACCAUGGCAGUCUCAAGAGCCCAGAAAUAUAUCUUUGUUACAGAAGGGGACGGGAAAAGCCACCACUGAUUGACAUUGGAGUUUUGUAUGAUGAUAAAGAAAGGCUGAUUGCAGGCUGUGAAGUGAUCCAGGCCACACCUUAUGGACGCUGUGCCAAUGUUAAUAACAGCUCGGCCAAUUCUCAGAGGAUCUUUAUCACAUAUCGUCGAGCUUCUGUUGAACGGGCGCAAAAUUCCUUGGCAGUAACAGAUAUCUGUGUUAUUAUUGCAAGCAAAGGAGAGACUCCACCUCACACCUUCUGCAAAAUUGAUAAGAAUUUGAACUGUGGCAUGUGGGGAUCCAGUGUAUAUGUUUGCUACAAGAAAUCAGUUUCUGUGUCUAAUUCUAUAGCAUACAAAGCUGGUUUAAUCUUUAGGUAUCCUGAAAAUGACUGCGGGUCUUUCCCCCUCUCUGAAUCCGUACCUCUAUUCUGCCUUCCUAUGGGAGCUACUAUUGAGUCCUGGCCACCUAAUACAAAGUAUCCACUGCCCGUCUUUUCAACAUUUGUGUUAACAGUCUCUUCUGGAGAAAAGGUGUAUGGAGCUGCAAUCCAGUUUUAUGAGCCGUACUCUAUGGAGCUGCUAACAGAAAAGCAGAAGCUACAGCUUGGUCUGGUCACAGCUGUUGAGAAAAAGAUGAUUCCCAACAAAUUUGUUAAUACUAACAAGUGCAUUUGCUUGCUGUCACGCUGGCCCUUUUUUGAGUCCUUCCGCAAAUUUCUCUUGUUCAUUUACAAGUUAUCAGUUUCAGGACAUAACCCAUUACCUAUUGAAAAGCACAUUUCUCAUUUUAUGCACAACGUCCCCUUUCCUUCACCUCAGAGACCAAGAAUACUUGUUCAGCUUUCAGCACAUGAUGCCUUGAUACUUUCUCAGCCCGUUUGUACACCUUUGCCUCUAAGUGGAGCAAAUUUUAGCACUUUACUCACAAAUUUGGGCCCUGAAAACUGUGCCAUCGUACUCCUCUUUGUCUUGCUGGAAAGUAAAAUUCUCCUGCAUUCUCUACGGCCUGCUGUACUCACUGGAGUUGCAGAAGCUGUAGUUGCUAUGAUUUUUCCUUUCCAGUGGCAGUGUCCAUAUAUCCCUCUGUGCCCCUUGGCUCUCGCAGGUGUCCUUAGUGCACCUUGUCCUUUCAUUAUUGGUGUUGACUCAAGAUAUUUUGAUCUGUAUGAACCUCCAGCAGAUGUUAUCUGUGUGGAUCUGGAUACAAACACAAUCUUUUUAUCAGAUGACAAAAGGCAUCUCAACUGGAAACAUCUCCCAAAGAAGCCCAGCAAAAAUCUCAUCAGCAGUCUUGCAAGCCUGCAUAAUCAGCUAUCAACAGUCCACAGAUCAAAACACGAAGAAGGACUAGUGCUAGACAUGGCUCCUAUAGAGGCGGACUUUACCUACCAUAAGAAAAUGACCGGUCUUGAAAUGGAGACCCAGGAGGCCUUUCUGCGCUUUAUGGCAUCCAUACUCAAAGGUUACAGAGCGUACCUCAGACCAAUCACACAAGCACCUUCUGAAAAGGCAACAGCAGCCAAUUCCCUGUAUGAUCUUCAAGGUUUUUUGAAAAGCAGAGAUCGUGCACAUCAGAAGUUCUAUUCACAGCUGACAAAAACACAGAUUUUUAUUCGCUUCAUCGAAGAAUGUACUUUUGUCAGUGACAAGGACACUGGCUUGGCGUUUUUUGAUGACUGUAUUGAAAAACUUUUUCCUUCUGAUAAAGGAACAGGAGCUAAGAUUGAUGUUGAGUCAUCUGAUGAUACCAAGUUGAUUGAACUGGAUGAAUCACAGAAGAGUGAGCAUACGGUAUUUGUAAUGCCACCAGAGCCACCUGUUCCUGAUGGAUCAGACCCACCAGCGCAGUACAGGUAUAAAAACUUCCCACAAUUGAAACUGGAACUGUUUGACAGACCAAAAGAUCUGACACCUUCAGUUAGUAAGCGUGUUGCAGGUGGCAGUGUUUCUAACAGCCCUGCACUGCUGGCAAAACGAACCAAACAGGAGAUCAAGUCAGCGCACAAGAUGGCAAAGAGAUUUUAUUCUAACCCUCCUCUCUGGGCCAAGUGUUUAUUUAGCCACUGCUACAGUUUGUGGUUCAUAUGCCUGCCUGCCUACGUCCGGGUGUCUCAUUCCAAAGUUCGAGCCAUGCAGCAAGCAUAUGAUGUCCUUUUAAAGAUGAGAAAAACUGAAGUUGAAGCACUUGAUGAGGUGUGCUACAGAGUGGUGAUGCAGUUAUGUGGAAUCUGGGGAUUUCCUGUGCUGGCAGUGAGAGUUCUGUUUGAAAUGAAAGCAGCUGGUGUUCAACCUAAUGCUAUCACUUAUGGAUAUUACAACAAGGCUGUUCUAGAAAGCCCGUGGCCAAGCAGAAAUCGAAGUGGUCAUUUUAUAUGGAAAAAGAUCCGAAAUGUGGUGCGAGGUGUAGCCCAGUUUAAACAGGCACUUCAUAAGUCUUCAUCUAAAAGACCAGCCUUCACUACAGCUCUUCCACAAACUAAUCUGACUGGAGGGAGCGAUGCUGAUACAAUGAGCCACGGCAGCGCAGACAGCUCUAAUGAUACAAACAGUGGAGAACAUACAUUGUUUGUCAGAAACUUAAUCCUGCUGGACAUUGCUGACAAUCACAACAGCACAGGAGGCCAGUCUGACCAGGGCUAUGGUUCUAAAGAUGAGCUGAUACGGGAUGACCCUGAUGGCAUUCCUCCUUCACUUCCAGACAUUAAAUCAUCCAGUAAACCGAAAGCCAAGCAAGAUGGAAAUGUUUUACCUGCAGAAACUGGAAAGUUGGUAGAUGUUUCUGACCCCCAGAACUCUGUAGACGUCCCUGCUUGUGGACACAGCAUAGUGAAACUGUCCUCUGGGAGUGUUGAAGGUGGUAGCAGUAGAACUAGCAGUGGCAAUCCCCCAGGGACACUUUUUGUUGCUCCAGGUGUCAUGGAAGAUUCAGUUUUUGUCGAUGACCUUUCUUCACAUUCCCUAAAAAAACCUGCUGAAUUGGGGCCUCAGCAGUCUCACAGACCGAAAGUCUUCACUGAGAGGAGUUGUAGUUUUAGUGCAGAGAGCAAAUCAGGAAUGCCUCUAAAGGGCAGUCUGGAAAUGACUCCUGAUGAAAUUGCCAGUAAGAUGGGUGCAGAUGCCAAAAUCUUGACUGCUGCCCUGUCUUCCACCAAACCUCAAGUUGUGGCUGGUGAUGAAAUCUCGUCUAAAAAAGAGACAGUGUUUGAAGUACCAGACCAAAACUCUCAAGUGGACAAUGUUCAGAUCUCACCUGAUAAAGCUUUGGAAAUGUCUGAGAAGCUUUCAUCUUCAUCUUCCUCACAGCUAUUCAGUGAACACAAUGGAAGCCAUGAGGAUAAAUCAAAUAAUCAACCCUCAUGCUGUCUACAACAAGCGCAGAACACUGUUGUGCUGAGGAGAGACUCAAAUGGUGUUCAAGAGAAAGACUCCUCGAAAAGAAGCAGUCUCUAUUCCAGGCCUGUAGAGCGAGAAAAUGUAGAAGCUGGCUCUGAUCCACUUUCUCUCUUGGCAUCUGAGAGCAUGGAGUCUGUUUCUGUUCAAAGUGAUGAGCGGACAGUUCCAGCAGUAGUGUCUAGAAAGCUUGCUGAUGAAAUUGAAAACUACAUGAACCUCAAAAGUCCUCUUGGCAACAAAUCUUUCAGCAUGGAGCUCCACAAGCAACAGCCCAAGGAAGAAAGUAGUGAUUUAAUGCCUUCCUCUGUACUUGAACGAAGAUCCAGCCUGCCAUCUUCCUCCGGACCUCAGCCAACUUCUUUAACUCCCCAACGUAGCCCUUCUGUGACACGUUCAAAAACCUUUGCUGUAAAACCUAAGUCUGCAGGACAAAUGCAAACCCAGUCUCCGAAGGAUCGUUCCUCCUCUUUGAGUGCUCUUGUGCGAUCCACCCAGCAUGGUUCAUUAGGCUCUGUUAUCAACACUUUCUCAGGUCUUAAAAUGGAUCAGCUGCUGUCUGGUCCCAAAAUGGAAGUGCUCAAAUCAGGCAUGAAGCAAGCUGCUAAUGUGGCCAGCAAAAUGUGGGUUGCUGUAGCAUCAGCUUAUGCUUACUCAGAUGAGGAGGAAGGCAAUUCACAUAAUGAUAGCAAUUUCCCUGCUGGGCUAGAUGAACAUAUGCUUUAUGGGGAAGGAGACUGUCCUGGUUCAAGGGGACCGAUUCCAAGUCUGGCAUUGAACGGUUUAACUCAAAGCCGAACCAGUUUAGGCAGCAACAGCAGCAGUGAUACAGGAAAACUGCAACCAUCUGCAGCUACGAACGCAAGAAAUGGAAAAGGGCCCGAAUCUGAGAAGUCAGAGCAUAGCUCUUCUCAUCAUGCAAGCACAUCAAGCAUAUUUCAGAACUGUGCACUGGAAGUAUUAAUGUCGAGCUGCUCACGAUGUAUACAAUGUGAAGCCCUGGUUUAUGAUGAGGAGAUCAUGGCUGGAUGGGCGGCAGAUGACUCCAAUCUUAAUACCACAUGUCCCUUUUGCAAAAGCACAUUUCUUCCAUUGCUCAACAUUGAAUUCAAGGAUCUUAGAGGCACUUCCAGUUUUCUUAUGAAGCCCAGCAACUCUGGAGAUAGCAUACAUAGCAGCAACAUCCCUUUGGCAUCUGAUUUUGUAGAACAGAAAAUAACCUCCUCUCCAUCAGUAUCCACUGACUUGAUUUGUUUUCCAGAAUCACCUGUUAAAAGUCCUUUUCAAGACUACAGUGAGGGCAGCAAAAAAGACCUUGUCGACCCCUUAGGGAUUAAUGGAAAACAAACGCAUAAAAAAGGCACAUCAUUAACAAGAAGCAAUAGUGUGGGAGGACCUUUACAAAACUUGGAUUUCUGUCAGCGGCCAUCACAUGGUAUUUCAACAACCAGCCUUCCAAACAGCCUCCAAGAACCUGCGGAUCCCCUUGUUGUUGAAAAAUGGCCAAACCCUCUUCCAGUGUCGGUUCCCUAUCUAAGUCCUCUGGUGUUACGCAAGGAGUUAGAAUCUUUUUUGGAGAAUGAAGGUGACCAAGUGAUCUACACUCAUAAAUUCAUCAAUCAACACCCAAUUAUUUUCUGGAACCUUGUGUGGUACUUUAGAAGGUUGGAUCUUCGCAAUUUACCAGGCCUCAUUCUUUCCUCCGAACACUGCAACAAUGGAAUCCAGCUGCCUCAAACUAAUUUAUCUCAGGACAGCAAGCUAGUUUACGUGCAGUUACUGUGGGACAAUAUCAACUUGCAUCAGGAGUCUGAAGAGCCCUUGUAUCUUUGCUGGCGGCGCUUGAGAGAGAAGAGAAGUUCAUUAUCUCCAACUGACCAUCAGGAAACAAGAACUCUCCUCAACACAAUUGUGAGAAGUAUCCAGACGAAUGAUGUGUAUACUCCAAUCAAUCUACUGAUAAGAGAGAUCAAGAGGCACCCAGAUGUCAAGAGACAGAGAAGUGUGUAUCGAGAGAUCCUUUUCUUAUCUGUUGUGUCUCUUGGCAAAGAAAAUAUUGAUAUUGAGGCCUUUGACAGAGAGUACAAGUCAGCAUAUGACGAACUAAGUCCAGAUCAACUCAAGUUCCUUCACCGAAUUGAUAUGCCUCCCAGCAACAAUGUGCAGUGUUGCCUGAAGUGCUUUGGUGCACCUGUGAUAUGAGAAACGAUAUGUACCAGUGUUGAAGGAAAAUAACCACUUAAUUGGCAGCCUUCGCAUUGAGGAGCCUUUUUAAAACCAAACACUACUGGCAUUUACUAACUUGGCCAACAGCAAGACUCCCAUUUCUCAUUUUGUAGUAGGAGAGGUUCAGGUUUCAGUUCGCUGCUCUUUUUCCUGUAAUUUAAGAUAGCAAGUUCCUUGUUCUUAUCAAGAGAAAGACAAAAGGUAAUAAAUGUGCUCCUUUAGUAUAAAUACAUAUUUUCUUUUGCAUCUCUUGCACAUAUCUCAGAAGAGUAUCUUCAAGAAAGAUGCGCAUGUGGAAGGGUAGAGCUUGCCACCUUUCUAUAAAAUGCAGAAUUUAGGAGCACACCGCUGCUUGUACAGACUGGGAGGUUUCACUUGAUCGGUGUAUAGAAAGUCAGUUGAAGAAAGUAAUUCAUAAAUAGACAGCAAUAACUUUUUGUAAGCAAGCUUUUGCACAUUAGAUUCAUUCUUUUUUUGUGUGUGUUUCUUUCAGAAGUAGGGCACAAAUCUUUACUUCUCUAUAUUUGUUUUAUACCUUGUAUCCCUGAACUUUAGUGAGUUUAGUACUCCUUACAAGAAGGAUGCAAAAGUGAAUGCCUCCUGCACGUGUUUGGCUGAGACUUUUCUCCUUAAUAUGUUUUUUUGGAACCAGAAUGGUUUAAAGGUCAGAGCAAAGAAUUGAACAUGGGCCUGCAAUAUGUUAUGAACUCUUAAAUUUGAUGGAAAAUACCAUCAAAUGUUUAAAACACAUUCCGGGAUGUUAAAACUCUGUGAAGUGCUGAUGUUGUGUCUAUAUGGCACUUGAGUCUGUUGAUUUUCAAGGAUUGACAUGUGUACUGACAAGGAGUUGCUUUGCAGCAUUACAUCAUGGACCUUUUCUGUAAUGAAACUGUAAAUUUUCUAUUAGUCUUAUAUAAUCUCGGAAUUAAAUAAAUUCGGGUAACAAAUCA
Molecule: messenger RNA, 7073 nt
Organism: Erpetoichthys calabaricus (reedfish)
Lineage: Eukaryota; Metazoa; Chordata; Cladistia; Polypteriformes; Polypteridae
Product: DENN/MADD domain containing 4C
Biological process (GO): regulation of Rab protein signal transduction
Cellular component (GO): cytoplasmic vesicle; ESCRT I complex
Molecular function (GO): protein binding
Source: RefSeq, a predicted model, not a curated record